Brassica rapa (field mustard) is the source of this 2650-nucleotide messenger RNA. RefSeq lists its product as uncharacterized. NCBI's taxonomy places the organism in Eukaryota, Viridiplantae, Streptophyta, Magnoliopsida, Brassicales, Brassicaceae. The record is from RefSeq and is a predicted model, not a curated record.
GUGUAGAUAUCUCAGAAGCUACACCUUCAAAAGCUACGAGGAUGAAGCUAACUUGUCUUCCAAGAAACAGAGCAAGUGGUUCAAGAACAAGAAGAAUAUGAACAAGUUUAAGAAGACGAGCGUCUCACUUGGCAAUUCUCUCAAGUCUUGUCUCCUGCUCUUGUUAUCUUGCUUCCAUGUUUGAUUCUUUCUAAUAUGUACGAAUAUUUAAUUAUAGAUUCCACUUCUUUAAUUUCAAUCCAUCUUCGCUUUUACGUUUGAUAUAAUUUCGAAUUCCUUGUAUUAACUAAGGUGAAUUCAAAUAUAACAUUACUGUGUUUUGUAUUCAAUAUAUAUAUCCUGUUUAAUGCAUAGAAUUUUGAGAACUGGCAGACGAAAUGUUUCGGUUAAUAAAAAAUGUUCUGUAAAGAAGAAGAGGUGCGUUCGGCAACAUGGAUCAUGUUAUUAUCAAAGGCUACCGCAUGAUAUAAGACCCAAAAGGCCCAGUAAACGAGAUUUAAAAGGCUCACAAAGGCCCAUACCUGUCAAAUUCAAGGGCCCAUUACGCCCUUUAUAUGCGUUCACAUUUGAAAAUGUGUAAAGCUCUUUUCCUCGCGCGACAAACGGAAGGAAGUCGAGACUUAGACAAGUUACAUUUAAACAAGAUAUGGGGAGUCACGGGUUAUACUGCAGAUCAACUGUUCGUUGAAAUGUCUCCUUGUUCCCAUCUCCUACGUUAUGGCCCAUGUGUUAUCCUGGGAGCUACUUAGGAGAAAAGGUCAGCUUUGUGGUUGGUAACUUUGAGACAAAUGGGAUUUGGAGUUGGUAGUAGAAUGUUGGAUUUGAGGAUGGCCCGAACCCACAAGCGUUCCAAGAGUGCCAGCUUUCCAGAAAAGAAAAGUACUGAGGGAGAUAAACAUUCCAAUUCUUCUUUUGAAGCCUCUCAACGCAUCAAACUGGACAUGGAGCGUUCAAAUGAAUCAACCAGUGCCAAGCAUAAUCAAUAUCAUUCAGUCACCGAAUCUUCAUUGAAGGAAGAGAUUGAUCAGCUCGAGACAAGACUACAGGAUCAGUUUAAGGUUCGUUGUGCUUUAGAGAAGGCGUUAGGUUAUGGAACAGCUUCUUCGUACAUGCUGACUGAAACAAACGACAUUUCCAUGCCCAAGCCAGCUAUUGAUUUGAUCAAAGACAUUGCGGUUCUGGAGAUGGAAGUUAUUCAUUUGGAACAGUAUCUUCUUUCGUUAUAUCGAAAAGCCUUUGACCAGCGAAUCUCUUCUGUAACCCCAAAUUCAGAGAAGAAGAAGAAGCCAAAGUCUCCUCCUAUAACAACCCCUACAAGGCGUCUAGACUUUUCUGAAGAAGAUGAUACACCAUCGAAAACAGAUCCUCUGCUUCCUGCAGGUUGCAGAGACCAAACGGAGUCCAGUUUUCACCGUAGCCACUCCCAGCGUUCAGCAUUUGAGUGUGAGAAAGCUUCUCCAGAAGAUUCAUGGGGUAAAGCCAUCCGCUCAUGCCACUCCCAACCGCUGUAUGUGCACAGUGGAGAGAAUCUAAUAAGUCUAGCUGAACAUCUUGGCACCCGAAUCUCGGAUCAUGUUGCAGAGACACCCAACAAGCUGUCUGAAGGAAUGGUCAAGUGUAUGUCAGAGAUAUACUGCAAGCUUGCUGAGCCUCCUUCUGUACUACAUCAACAACUUUCAUCGUCAGACUCGUCUUUAUCAUCGCCCUCUGACCAAUACGAUACAUCUACCCCUGGAUUGGGAAACAGCUCCUCCUUCGAUGAUUAUUUCCGUGUAGAAGGAGAGAAGGGCUUUAGUGGACCUUACAGCUCCAUGGUUGAAGUGCUUUGCAUUUACAGAGACGCCAAAAAGGCCAGUGAGGUCGAAGAUCUUCUGCAGAACUUCAAGUCGCUUAUCAGUAGGUUGGAGGAAGUCGAUCCAAGUAAGUUGAAACAUGAGGAGAAGCUUGCGUUCUGGAUUAAUGUGCACAAUGCACUUGUGAUGCAUGCCUUCUUAGCUUAUGGGAUUCCACAGAACAAUGUCAAGAGAGUCCUACUGCUACUCAAGGCUGCCUAUAACGUUGGUGGACACACGGUUAGCGCGGAAGCAAUACAAAGCUCAAUUCUUGGAUGUAAAAUGUCUCAUCCUGGACUGUGGCUUAGACUACUAUUUGCUUCAAAGAAGUUCAAAGCAGGAGAUGAGAGAUUAGCUUACGCAAUCGAUCACCCCGAACCUCUCCUACAUUUUGCACUUACUUCAGGCAGCCAUUCCGAUCCCCCGGUGCGUGUAUAUACACCAAAGGGAAUCCAGCAAGAGCUAGAAACCUCGAAAGAAGACUACAUAAGAAUGAACUUUAGCUUACGCAAUCAGAAAGUCCAACUGCCAAAGCUUGUGGAGACCUUUGCAAAAGAGUCCGGUUUAUGUCCGGCGGGUUUGACGGAAUUGGUUAACCGGAGUAUACCGGAAUCUUCAAGAACAUGUUUUAAGAGAUGCCAAUCUGGUAGUAAAUCACGCAAGGCCAUUGAUUGGAUCCCACACAGCUUUACAUUCAGAUAUCUUAUUCUUAGAGAAGCUGCCAAAUGAAAAAUUAUUCUUUCAUAUAAUGUGUGUAUAUAAAAAAGAUCGUUGUUAUGUCCCCAUUUUCUAAUUAUAAUAGUGUUGUGUUUUGUCUU